This is a messenger RNA of Chaetomium fimeti, 1277 nucleotides long. RefSeq lists its product as uncharacterized. Bases 212 to 1096 code for a protein of 294 amino acids. The transcript has 2 exons. The record is from RefSeq and is a predicted model, not a curated record. NCBI's taxonomy places the organism in Eukaryota, Fungi, Ascomycota, Sordariomycetes, Sordariales, Chaetomiaceae.
CGCGUCCCUGCAGCUGCUGUGACUGCGAGUCAAUGUUACAGGAGGGAAGUAAUAUGUAUCGGCAAUGUCGCCCGUUCAGUAUAAAAUAUACUGUGUGUAUUUUCGGACCCCGAGUCGGGCAAUAUGUACUCCGCCGAUAUUGACGAUUUGAAAUGUGUGUGUGUGUGUGUGUGUUGAGUGCGGGUGGUGCUGGCAGGUGGCAGAGCAAGCAAUGCUUGGUCCAGGGUCGAGGGGUGUUCCUUUCUUUGGUUCGGUUGGGGUUCGCACGGCCCCAACUUUAUUCCAUUGCCAACAACGUGGGCUCGAGUGGGCCCUUCCUCGGCAAAAUCGGAUCAGAUCGUCCCAGCCCCAAACUUUGUGCGACGCCAAGCCCCCUCGACGCAAAGCAACCACUUUUUGCUCGCAGGCUCGCUUUUGUGGCCGGAAUCUGCCCGCGACACUCCCCACUACUGCACGGUACUUGCGGCUUAUGCGCCCAUUCCUCUUUGAGUUUGUAGCGGAAUCUCAGAGAAGGAGAAGAAGAAGAAAAGAAGAAGAAAGGGAAAAAGAAAAACCGAAGAAAAUGAUCGGCAACUCUAUUAGCAACAAACUUGUUGAUGACCGCCCACUCCCCUCCUUUUCCCCUCACAUCCCCGCCGUUGCCGAGCCAAGCGGGCGGCCAAGUAAAAGCCAAGAAGCACAUGGCCUGACUUUGGUCGAGACGAAGGAGUUCCAUUGUGCCUGCGGCAAGUCGCCCGCCGCGCCGCCUCGUCCGCUCAUGAUCUGGUCCCCUCGAAUUGUGCGCUGGAGUUGCUUUCGUCUCUCGAUCCGGCCUGAACACCGGCUCCUCCGCCCCCAACAGCCGAUCUCACAUAAAUCUCGCUUUUUCCGAGCUCUUGAUCAUCCUCGACGCCUUCCCGUUCCAAACUCCCCGGUCCUGGAAUAUUCUGUGCUGCUCGCUCCGCAGUGCGUUCAGGGGGAAAAGCCAUUAUUAAUCGGGGGGUUCCUGAUUGGGAAAAAGCUUGAUUACCCUACACAUUCUGCAGCCAAAAAUUAUGCGUCAACAUUCGAAAAGCACUCGUCUCGUGAAACCAUCACAACCAACUUGCAUCACUAACUACUGCGCUCAAAUCUUGGCCCGACUUGGCCCCCAGCUUAUCAUAGAUGUCCACCUCGCAAGUACUGUGUAAUCUGUACGUAAGAGCAACACAUUGAACCGCCCCUGCCGAACUCGUCCUCCACUCUCUCGCCGACACAGCCCUGGACUAAGGUACGAUGUACACGGGUACACAUCUCCG